UAACAAGUGACAAGCAGCAGCAGCCAUGGUUAAGAAGCUCGCCCUCGCCUCCCUCUUCUUCACCAGCGGCAGUGUGGACGCCACCGCUGGGAGCCUGUCGUCUCCUCCGUCCAUAUCAGCAGCGUCCUCCGGCAGCAUGGCCGCCUCGUGGCAAUGGCCCUCCUGCGUGCAGGCCAGGACGACGUCCUUCGACGGCCGCAGCAGCGUGGAGGCGGAGGCUUCGUCCUCUUCGGCUCGCCGGGACUGCUGCAGGACGACUCGCGUGAUCACGAACCCGGCCUACUGCGACAGCGACGACGACACGGCCAACAGCUCUUUCCUCUCCGCCACGGUCUCGUCCUCGGCUUCCACCGCGGCGCUAGAGCCGGAGCCCUCGCGGGCGCGCGAGGCCGAGGAGGCGGUCAUCCGCGAGAUCCGAGCGUCGAGCCGGCUCUUCUUCGAGCCCGAGGCGACGAAAUCCAUCGUGACGACGGGCAAGCCGGACGCGGAUCAGGCGGCGUUCGGUGGGGCGACGGCGCUGGCCAUCGACUCCGCGGACCCGUACGGCGACUUCCGGCGGUCCAUGGAGGAGAUGGUGCUGAGCCGCAGCGGCGGCAGCUGCGAGGACGACUGGGGGUGGCUGGAAGAGAUGCUGGGGUGGUACCUCCACGCCAACGGCAAGAAGACCCACGGCCUCAUCGUCGGCGCCUUCGUGGACCUGCUCGUCGGGCUCUCCGCCGUCAACUAUAAGCAGAGCGGCCAGUGCUAGCUGGCGAGCAAGCAUCAUCAUCGUCUACGUACCAUGCGAGCGCGUAAUGCGAUUGCUUACGGAAGAAACAUUGCCAUGCCAUUGGUGGCAUCAGCUUGAUUUGGCGAGAGGUGCAGGGUGUGUUAUGUUUGUUGAGAGCACGCAUGCAUAUCUGUACUAUACUUGAUUGAAUUAUAUGUAGAUGUUGAUAGGGGAAAUACACUUUGGUUCCUAGUUGUA
Triticum dicoccoides is the source of this 967-nucleotide messenger RNA. Its product is annotated as transcription repressor OFP13-like. The record is from RefSeq and is a predicted model, not a curated record. Gene Ontology annotation, biological process: negative regulation of DNA-templated transcription. The transcript has a single exon. NCBI's taxonomy places the organism in Eukaryota, Viridiplantae, Streptophyta, Magnoliopsida, Poales, Poaceae. Bases 26 to 748 code for a protein of 240 amino acids.